CUUUUUUCCGUGUAUGUUAUUGCUCUACAGCGUCGAGUAUAUAUAGACAUAUUCCACCGUCGGGUAAAACUAAUCAGAUAGGAUCGCAUUAGGUACCUCCUAUCAGACUAGAUUCUUAAUGAUAACGGAUUAGUGAUCACGGAGGAAGGUUGAAGAACGACGAGACACCAUGGAGGCACCCCCUUUAAUGCGCAUUCCAGCAGAGGUGCGGCUCAUGAUAUUCGAAUAUCUCUUCGACGACGGCGGACACAAGCAGUUGCAAAUUCGGAACGCAGAAGCUGGAAAGCUGCCGAAGACAGAAAACAGACGGCGAAAGAGAUUCCAUACAUUAGACCGGAGCUUUCAGCGGCGGUGUUACGAGACGACCUACCGACUCCAAACCGAGGGCGUCAACUUCUGGACAUCUAUCAUGAGAGUAAACAAGACGAUAUAUGAAGAAACGACAUACUUGUUGUACGGCAGACAUACAUUUGACUUCGGGGACGCGAUCGAGGCAGUCGAGCCCUUUCUUUCGGACCUAACGCCCCAGAGCCGCGGGCUUAUCCGCGAAAUAUCCCUGUACAAGCGGGGGCCCGUGCACCCCUACAACAACGACCGGGGCGAGUGGCAACGCGUGUGCCGGUUCCUUGAAAACAACGGGUCUGUCAGAAAGCUGCGGUUGGUCGUCCAGUGUGGCCGCCCCAUUGCGACGUGGGAAGGGCCGAAAGAAUUCACGGCUGCAGACCUGAAGCUUCUUUUCGACCUCAAGCACGAAAGCCUCGACUGGGUUGGCGAGCUCGCCCGCGUCAGGGGCAUCGAGGAGCUCGAGAUCCUCCCGGAUGUCCAACACUGCCCCCCACCGUCGUCUACCAACAUGAUUAUUUUCGCGGCUCUAUCCGCUUCCAUCGAGAGAGGCCUAACGGAGUUCCUGCGAACACAGUUAUGCUUACCUCUAUAAUGUGCAAAUUGCUUGUGUUAGUUCAUCGUUACCGAGGAUGGCGUAAGAAAAAGUGGUUAUUACAAAGGGGAGAGUCAUGGGUUAAAUUAGAUGGUACUUGGGAAGAGUUCUCUAC
Molecule: messenger RNA, 1052 nt
Organism: Daldinia caldariorum
Lineage: Eukaryota; Fungi; Ascomycota; Sordariomycetes; Xylariales; Hypoxylaceae
Exons: 1
Coding region: 170-937 (255 amino acids)
Source: RefSeq, a predicted model, not a curated record